UUGUAAACCUAUUUUGUUUACCUUGGCUUUGCUCUUGAAUGAGAAAAAUAAAAGACGAAUAUUUACGUUCAGUCUUGUUGGCAUUUAACUAUGAAUAAAAGAAAAUUAGGAAUAAUGACUGGAUGUGGCACAACAAAGCAACCAAGACACUGGUCUUUAGGUCUGCUUGGAUCCAUGGAAGACCCGGAAUCAAUUGUGAAAAAGACUGAUAGCAUAGUUGCUAUUCGCGAUAAAUAUCCAAAAGCCAAAAUUCACUACCUUAUUUUACCCUUUGAAAAUAUCAACAGCAUCCAUGAGCUGAAUCUCACUCAUAUUCCACUGAUAGAAGAAUUUGGAAAGUUGUACCAAGAAUUAAAAAAGGAACAUACUGAUAGUACUUUGCGCGCCGGCUUUCACGCGGUGCCAAGUAUGCAAAGACUACACAUGCAUGUGAUAAGCACAGACAUGGUGUCCCCAUGUUUAAAAACAAAAGUACACUGGAAUAGCUUUACUACAGAUUUCUUCAUACCCUAUCAAGAUGUGCUCAAAGAACUCAAGGAAAAUGGCUCUAUCAAGAAAAUAUCCAGUGAACUACACAAAAGCCUGAUGGCAACAGAACUAGUGUGCAACCAAUGUGACUUCAAACCGAAAAACAUGCCACAACUCAAGGAGCACCUGGUAACACAUAUGAAAUAAAAUGUAUCUGUUUCAAGUUGCACUUUAGAGAUCAUAGUGCUAGCUAAUGAGAAGACAUAACUACUUUUCUUGUUUUUGUAUAAGUAAGAGACUAAUUAAAGCUAGGACUAGGUUAGGUAAAACAAAACUGUUUUUUGGGAAAGGGGAGGAAAUAACAGAAUGUUAUAUUUCAUCUGCAGGAGAAAGAGUGGAUCAUGUAAAAGUUUGUACAUCUAGAGUCAAUGUUUUAACAGAUGAAAAGUAUGGUAGUGAUAUUAAUAAGAGUGAACGGAGUGUUGCAUGCAUUAAUAAGUCAGAAGUUGUCCAAAUAGUCUUAUAUUACAGGUGUGUUAGUGCAAACACUUUUGUUUGGUGUGACAGAAGAAAAAUUAUUCAUUCAAAAUUGAAGUGUGGUAGGGAUGUUGUGAUGCAAAGGAAUAUAUAGAAAAGGGACAGCUUAGAUAGUUAGGUCAUGUGAAGUGUGAAGAGAGAAUGAAUGAAACCAAGCUGACUAAUAUAUAUAACGAGAGUUUGACUAGAAACAUUACAAGGGGAUGACUCUUAUUCUUACUUUUAGAAUAACCACAGAGCUACAAAGUUGUAAGAUAAAAAGUAUGCUUUUUAAAUGAUUAUGAAUAAACCUGCACUUAAAAACAGUCACACACUGAUCACAAAUUACUAAGUCAAUAAAGAUGAAAUUUGGCAGGAAGGUAGAUUAUAACUAUUCAAGCAGCAUCAAGAGAAAACGGGAUAUUUCGUUUUCCAUACAUACAUACAUAUGUUUACGUCUAUAUCCCUUGCGGGGUAGAUA
This is a messenger RNA of Amyelois transitella, 1465 nucleotides long. RefSeq names its product aprataxin (gene Aptx). NCBI's taxonomy places the organism in Eukaryota, Metazoa, Arthropoda, Insecta, Lepidoptera, Pyralidae. Gene Ontology annotation, molecular function: double-stranded RNA binding; mismatched DNA binding; DNA 5'-adenosine monophosphate hydrolase activity. The record is from RefSeq and is a predicted model, not a curated record. The transcript has 2 exons. The coding region runs from base 91 to 675 and encodes 194 amino acids. Gene Ontology annotation, biological process: double-strand break repair; single strand break repair. Gene Ontology annotation, cellular component: nucleus.